UGCGACCAAUUCAUGGAUCGACCGGUGGAAGAACAUAACUCUGCUGAGGACGCUGCCGGGCCUUUACUCGUGGACAAACCAGCAGACAGUGCAGUAGCGGCCACUGGCGGUGACAAGUCGGCUCCAACUAAACGACGGCGACGAGUGUUAUCUGGGUUCGACGUAUAUGUGUCUCUGACUUGUACUGUGUUGAUGCUGGCAAUAACAGCUUGGUACUAUUGGAAGAUGGUAUCCAUGACCGACCAGAUGCAGAAGAGCUCUGUCUUCGCGAGUGUACAUACAGAGUACGCCAGCUCCGACAUACUAGAUGCUAUCCAGACGAUUGAGGACUUCGUAGAGGAACAUUCCCUCGAUGAAGAGCCUUACUACGUCACUUUCCUGCGUCUCAAGUACUCCCAUGACCCGAGGGGACGUCAAUUGGACCAUGCUCGCCGAAAGAUGGUCAGUUGGUUCAUGAAAGUCCGCUAUUUUUAUGAUCUCGGCUAUCUACCUGUGACCGACCCUAGCUAUGUUGAAAAGAUACCUGGGAAGGACCGAGCGAGAUUCCUUUCGGAACUCGUAGGGCCACUCGAUGAUGCUGUGAGACUGUCAACGGGGCGAACACCAAGGUCAGUCUUUGAAUUUUUCCGAGAAAUGUAUUCCAUUCCGUCGGAGAAUUCUGUCUCUCAUCUAACACUAGAUAAUCUGCCACCAGAUCUCCGUAAUAUGAGCCUUACUGCCAUACGUCAAGGAGUAGCAUCAGCGCGACAACGGCGGCUUCCGACGGCUACACCUUCUAUUAUCGGAGGCCAUAGCGACUCCUCUCAUGGGGAGGAGUUAUGACCUUUUAUCCGAUGUUUCU
Molecule: messenger RNA, 841 nt
Organism: Perkinsus marinus ATCC 50983
Lineage: Eukaryota; Perkinsozoa; Perkinsida; Perkinsidae
Exons: 6
Coding region: 13-822 (269 amino acids)
Source: RefSeq, a predicted model, not a curated record